Molecule: messenger RNA, 3178 nt
Organism: Mytilus trossulus (common blue mussel)
Lineage: Eukaryota; Metazoa; Mollusca; Bivalvia; Mytilida; Mytilidae
Exons: 19
Coding region: 177-2378 (733 amino acids)
Source: RefSeq, a predicted model, not a curated record
GGGUUUUGUUUUAAAUUUCAGUCCUUAACUACUAAUUAUUCUAACAAAAUUGUGAACCGAUCGAUUUUAAUGGUCUAGACUUACAUAUUUAAAAAAUAUUUCACUGGAUUAAAUAUUCAUGAUGAUUUAAGUUAAUUAGAAAUACAUAAAUCCUAGUUGAAUAACAUACAUCCAAAAUGGAGACUCUUAUAACUGCUCCGAAACCAGGAUCUAGUGCUAGUUCUAAACGUGUACAGUUCUCAAGGAGCAAGACAGAGAUCGACCUGCCUAGUAAAGAUGAGUAUCCAAGACGAACGAAAUCAGCUACUAGACUUUCCUCCAGACGUUCGCGUCGCUUAUUCUCUGAAGGCGCAGUUACAUCAACCUUAACAGACACCGGAAGUUCACCUAGACAACAAAUGUUGCUGAGAAGAGUGCUAAAAUCACGUGACAGUAGACGAUCCAAUAAAGAAGAAGGGAAAUUCCCGUCCCCAACAACAGACUAUAGACGACUCGGUAGUGUCAGAUCGUAUGAGAGUAGUAUCAGCAUAGCUAGAAAAGAAAGGGAUGCAAAACUGAGGUUCAAGCUGAAACUCUGGACGCAUGCGCUCGUUUACUUUCAGAAGUUACACAAGAAAAUAAUUCGAAACAAUCAGGAGUUGGAAGCAUUUAAGAAACAAAUGGAUUUUACUGAAGGAAACUUCGUUUCAUCAGAAGACAGCACGAGCACAAUUCAUAUGGGCUUAGAUGUAGAUCGUUUCAAACCAGUCACCCAGAUACGCAUGUCAAAGGAAGCAAAGAGAAUAUUACUGAAAGAUCCUAAACUGAGGACUCUGGAAGAAAUUAAACAUGUAAGAACAGAUUUAAUGGUGACAAAAACAGAGAGCAUACAAACGUUACCAGAGGACUGUCAGCUUAGACUUGCAAAAAAUGUUGGACUUGAAAGUUUGGGAGCAAAAAGAUUUAUUAUAAAAGAAGGUUACAGUGCUGAAUAUUGUUACCUUAUUAUUGUUGGUUCAGUAAUAAGAGCUUGGCUUGAUGAAGGUGCUAUACGAGCAACCAGUGAUGACAAACCUUUAAAAGAAGGUCAGAUGUUUGGCGAAUCUGAGAUGAAAUCCUCAAGUCCUAGAAAAGCGUCCUAUAUAUCAGCUUCCUAUACAGAAAUCUUACGGGUAUCCGUCGAGGAUUAUCAUGACAUAUUUCUGGCAGGUGAGAAAGUCGGAAAAGACGAUGUUCUACUAUUAAAACAAAUAGAAGUUUUUAACGGAUGGGAUCUAGAGAAUAUUGCAGGAAAUAGUGAGAAAAUUAAAAGAAAAUAUUUUCCAAAUAAUUGGAUGGUAAAAGAGAACGAAAGUGAAUACAACGACCCAGGAAUUCGAAAUAAAGGUUUAGAUAGCAGACAAUUUGAAUGGAUUUAUAUAGUUAAAUCGGGUUCAAUAACAGUUAUGACGAUUUUAGACAAAAUUAAACCAACAAUAAACCAAACGACUGGAAAUUAUUCAGAAAAAGCACAUACGGGGGAUGGAUAUUUAGCAUUUCUGACUAAAGGAGCGGAAUAUGAAAGAUUUUCUGCAUACAAUUCUACAAAGUGUUUAUCUCGACCUCUGUCUGCAAACAAUUCAUACACAACAAAUGUUGAUGUGAAAUCUGCUCCCCUUCUUCAUCGACUUCAUCAUUUACUUCGACCAAAAUCAACCGAAAAUGGAGAAAGAUUUAUCAGCACACCAGACUCAUUGAAAGGGAAACACAUACCAACAUCAGCAAUAAGUUCAAAACUUGUAUCUAUACCUAAAAAGAGACGACAAUCUUGUCAUAGAAGAGAUCAGUCAACACCAACACCCACACCAGAAAUACAUCGAGACGAUUCAUCGCUAGCUGAAGAUCGGAUAGACAGUAGUAUCAGAGACCCUUUUGAUUCAAGGUUUGAAAAAACGUCAAGUAAUCUGACUGACGAUGAACGUAGACUGUCAUCGAGUAGAAAAAAACAUGUUACAAUAGAACCAAGGGACUUCGGACAUAAAGAAACGGAAGAUGGUACAGUGAUAUGUAAAAUAAAGACCUUGACAAAAGGGGAUGUGUUUGGUCUUGAGUAUAUUGUAUUUGAUGAAAUGGACGAGAAAAAUCAGCCUGGCUUCAUACUGAAAAGUAAUGGAAGCGAGUGUCUGAUGAUACAUAAGAAAGUUUACAAAGAUAUCACAAAAAACGACUUUGAUCUGAAAGAGAAACUUCGCAGUGUGGUCUCACCUUUUCCAGAAGAGGAUAAUUUAAAGGAAAACCUUUUAAUAAGAACCAAUUGGGAGCUUCAUAAAGAUAUUUUACUGGACAAUAUAAUGUCAGAAAAAGCUAGAUUGAAACCACAAAAGCAUGGUCAAAAAUUUGCGUCAAUCAGAUUAAAGUGAAUAACAGAUAAUGAAAAUACAUAUCAGCUAUAGUGUUUGUACUUAGAUAGAGUCAGAGUUGUUGUUUGGAUGCCCGAUUUGUCACCGUCAUUUAACCUUUGAUAUACAUUAAAAUGGAAACAUUAUCUCUAAUCAAUGAUAUAAAUGUUGAAAUAAUAUUUAUCAAAUAAUCAAAUUUUUGGGUUUACUUGUACACAGCUUAACGAUCAAGUUUUAUAGGUCGAUUAUUUUCUUAUCCGCUGGUAAAAGAUUGCAAUGUGUAUUCAUAAUUAAAAGGAAACAUUUACAAACAAUCGGCAUAGAGGGCUUGAAAUUAAGACAUCUUUUCACAAGUAUUCCUCACUCGACUUGCCAUCGGAUGUCAAUCCAACAGUGUAUCUUAAUUUUACAACAUGGAAAAAGUUCCAUAUGCUAUGUUGUAUUGACUCGUCUGUCUCUUUGGCCGUCCGCAAGUUAUGUUCUCGACAUCUCAACUCUUCUACAAUAACAAGAGAUAAUAUGAAACUUUGUAGAUAAUAAGAAUAGAUUAUGUAGAUAUGGAUAUCGUCAGUAAACUGUGAUUCGACUGAUUGUAGGAGUAAUGCCCGUUUGAACUUAGAAUUUUGGCAUAAUAUAAUACCGAAACAGUUUGUCUUCGCAACUACUCUGAGUCCACACAACGAAGUUUCAUAAAACUUUGUACAUUAUAGAGAACAUAAUAUUUAAUAUUCACAUCAACAUGAACUCUCUGAGUUAAGAUACUUUACAAUUAUAAUUUUGGCCUAAAAAUUCUACUGUUUGUACUGUAUGUAUCUCCUCUG